Messenger RNA from Silurus meridionalis, 5580 nucleotides. RefSeq names its product phoenix (gene pho). The record is from RefSeq and is a predicted model, not a curated record. The transcript is spliced from 5 exons. Bases 197 to 5245 code for a protein of 1682 amino acids. NCBI's taxonomy places the organism in Eukaryota, Metazoa, Chordata, Actinopteri, Siluriformes, Siluridae.
GCCCCGCCCCCUGCGUGUUCUGCUUCCUGGUUUCCAUGUUUUCAGAUUGGUCGAUCCCACGUGUGUGUUUGUGUUUAUGAAGGAACCUCCAGUUACUAAUAGAACCUGUUGCAAUGAGCAGUUUCUUCUGAAACCGCUAUAAAUCCCGAGUAAGAGCAGUAUAUGGAAAGUGUUGGAUGUUGAAUGAGCAGUAAUCAUGUCUCUAAGACUUCAGGAGAAAGACUCCGAGGCUUCGGUUCAGUGCGACUUCGAAAAAGAAACUGCGUCUGACAGUGACUCUGGUGACAGCUUGUUUUUGACCCAGUCUGUCACUCCGGCUCAAAGGAGGGUUAAAAGACAGCGUCCGUCUAAUACCCAGACGUGUCCCUCAAGUCAGGAGUCGGAGGAUGAGGAAGAAAAAGACAGCGACACAAGCACGAGACGGCACGAAGACUCGAAGUUGACGAGCGACUCCGACAGCAAAACCAGCUACGCCGACUUGCUUUGUAAAUGGAGAACGCUGUUAAAUGAAGAAAGUCCCCGGAAGUAUCCGAAAGCACGCCCAAGGACGAUGGUGUUACCUUUUCUGAAGAAGAAGAAUGGCUCUAAAAAGCUCAUUGCCCGCCAAAACCAAGUGAUAGCGAAUGCAGAGAUCGGUGGGUUCUUUAAGUGCAUAUUGCAAAACAGUGAAGGACACGAAGAAGAAAGACGAAGAGAGCUAAGAUCAUUACUGCCAAAUUCUGAAGGUGCUCUAGAAUGUAAAAAGGAGAGCGAAGGAGACGAUGAUGACAAGGAUGACGAGGACAUCAAAAUUGUGGAUCUCGAUUGCUUUGUUUGGGAUGUAUUGAAAAGAAAUCGACAAACAUGGCAAACAUCUCUUAAAUGGAAAAUGGGACAGGCUCCAGGAACGGUGAGGAAAUGCAGCCGAACUAGGAAAGUUGCUCAAAACGUAGUGGAACCUCAAAAAGACAAAAGUGUACACGGUAAUAACAGUCUACCUAAUAUAGAAGUGUCUCAGUCAAGCAAAAAGGGAAGGAAAAGCAGGAAAUGUCCUGCUAGGUCUUCUCUUUCUCCACAUUCUUCCCCUUCUCGUCUUUCCCCUGACAAAUCUCGUUUGGUUAGCAGUCUCUUCAUGGAUCAUCAGGAUGAACACAGUGAGAACCAGCUGCAAGUUCUAGUAGCAUGCUCAGAAUCGCAAUCCCUCGAAAGAUAUCAAGCCCAAAAUAUCCAUCAAGCGUGUGAUAACUGCAUAGAACCAAUUCAUGAAAUUGCAAUUGAGGAAACCCAGUGGUUAAGUUCAAAAGACCAGGACGAUGAUGAAACCCAAAUUUUGGAGGACAGCCCAACGGGCAAAGAAACCAUGGACGAUUUGCUCUGCUCGUUACAAGAGCACCAAAACCAUGAAGAAGUUGUUGGUGUACAUCAUGAGCCAGUGGAAAACGAAGACUUGGUGAGUGUAGGUGGGGGUUUCACCAGCUCACAGGAUCUUUUUCAAGAACCAAAUAAUCCUUUAAAAGAGACUAAAAGUCCUUUAAAAGAGACUAAAAGUCCUUUAAAAGAGACUAGAAUUGAAAAUCAUAACAAAGAAUUCUUACAAUGCUAUGUGACGCUACAAGAUGUUGAUUUAAUAACAAAGGAAAAUAGCAAUUCAUUAAUCUUAUCAGAUGUGGGGGGCAACUAUUUAGAAUCUCAGCUGGCUCAACCAAGUGAAAUUAUCUCGACAACAGCUAAAGAUACACACCAAGAAAGAAAAGAAAAAGAUGAAAAGACUUUGUAUGAUGGUGUGGAGUGUGCAUAUCCAACAGUGCCAUUAGAGGCACAGACAGGAUCCAGAGGACAUGAUUACAUAAGUCCUAGAAAGGAUUUCCUCUUAGCUGAACAGGAAGAGAAGACAGAGUCCCCACUGUUUAAUUACAGUGCCCUGAAAUUGAUGAAAAGAAAAAAAGGUAUAAAGAUUAAAGCCCCUGUGAUAUCUGAUAACCUGACACCUGUACAAGAUGAUCCAGGUGAAGGUUCUGAACCACCUUUAGAGGACACUGUCGAGUGUAAAAAAAGGAAAAAUGUCAAAAACGAUAAGUUGUUGGAGGAACCAGCUGACACCGUGCCAGAGGUAGGGGUUCCGACAGACUUAGGUUUGUUAGGUCAGAGCUGUUCCUUGGACUGUUCUUCAGUGAGUGGAAUUAUAUCGAUGAAAAAGAGACAAAUGGACAGACAUAAUAAAUUGUUGGAGGAACCUGUUGACAUCCCACCAGAAGUCAGUGUUCCUACAGAUCUAAGCCUUUCGGCUCAGGAUUAUGCCAGUGACUGUGCUUCAGUAAAUGGAAUUAAACAAAAGAAAAAGAGAAAAAAGGAGAGAAAUAAUGAGCUGUUGGAGCAACCAGUUGACCCCUUGAGAGAAGUUGGUGUUCCUACAGACUUAGGUCUGCCAGUUCAGGACUGUUCCCUUGAUUGUGCUUCAGUGGGUAUGAGUAAGCCACUAAAAAAUAGAAGUAAUGACAAAAUUAAUGAGUUGAGGGAGGAACCAGUUGAGCCCUUGCCAGAAGUCAGUGUUCCUACAGACUUGGGUAAAUCAGCUCAGGACCAUGGCAUGAAUUGUGCUUCAGAAAAUGGAAUGAAAGAAAAGAAAAAGACGAAAAAGGACAAAUAUAAGGAGUUGUUGGAAAAACCUGUUGAUCCCUUGCCAGAAGUCAGUGUUCCUACAGACUUUGCUCUAUCGGCUCAGCACCAUUCCAUCGACUGGGCUUCAGUAAAUGAAAUUAAACCGAUAAAAAAGAGAAAAAAGGACAAAAGACAUGAUUUGAUGGAGGAACCGAUUGACCUGUCACCAGAAGUCAGUGUUCCUACAGACCUAAGUGUAUCAGCUCAGCACCUUUCCAUGGAUUGUGUUUCAAUGAGUGGAGUUAAACGAAAGAAAAAGAGAAAAAAGGACAGAAAUAAUGAGCUGUUGGAGGAACCAGUUGACCCCUCACAAGAUGUCAGUGUUCCUACAGACCUAAGUCUAUCGGCUCAGGACCAUUCGAUGGAUUGUGCAUCAGUGAGUGGAAUUAAACCAAAGAAAAAUAGAAAAAAGGACAGAAAUAUUGAGUUUUUGGAGGAACCAGUUGACCCCUUGCCAGAAGUCAGUGGUUUUACAGACGUAGGCCUAUCAGCUCAGGACCAUGGCAUGAAUUGUGCUUCUGUAAUUGGAAUUAAACAAAAGAAAAAGAGGAAAAAAGACAAAAAUUAUGAGUUGUUGAAGGAACCAGUUGACACCCUGCCAGAAGUAAGUGUUCCUAAAGACCAAAGUCUAUCAGCUCAGGACGAUUGCAUGGACUGUGCUUCAGUAAAUGGAAUUCAGCAAAAUAAAAAAACAAAAAAGCACAAAAGUAUUGAGUUGUUGGGGAAACCAUUUGACACCCAGGCAGAAGUCAGUGUUCCUACUGACCUAAGUGUAUCAGUUCAGAACUCUUUCUUGGAUUGUUCUUCAGUGAGUGGAAUUAGACCGCUGAAAAAGAGAAAAAAGGACAGAAAUAAUGAGUUGUUAGCAGAACCAAUUGACACCCCUCCAGAAGUCAGUGUUCCUACAGACCUAAGUCUAUCGGCUCAGGACUAUUCGAUGAAUAGAGCUUCAGUAAAUGGAAUUAAACAAAAGAAAAAGACGAAAAAGGACAAAAAUAAUUUGUUAGACAAACUAGAUGACCACUUGGCAGAAGCCAGUGUUCCUAUAGACGCAAGUCUAUCAGCUCAGGACUAUUCCAUGGACUGUGCUUCAGUAAAUGUAAUUAAGCAAAAGAAAAAGAGAAAAAAGGACCGAAAUAAUGAAUUGUUGGGGGAACCAGUUGACACCCGGCCAGAAGUCAGUGUUCUUACAGACUUUGGUGUAUCAGCUCAGAACCAUGUCAUGGACUGUGCUUCAGUAAAUAGAAUUAAGCAAAAGAAGAAAAAAAAGGACCGAAAUAAUGAAUUGUUGGGGGAACCAAUUGACACCUACCCAGAAGCCAGUGUUCCUACAGACCUAGGUCUAUCAGUCCAGGACUAUUCUUUGGAUUGUUUUUCAGUAAAUGGAAGUAAACCACUAAAAAAGAGAAAAAAGGACAGAAAUAACGAGUUGUCAGUGGAACCGUUUGACACCCUGCCAGAAAUCAGUGUUCCUUCAGGCUUGGGUCUAUCAGUUCAGGAUUCUUCAGAGGGUUGUUCUUCAGUCGGUGGAAGGAAUUCAAAGAAAAAGAGAAAACAAGGCAAACAUCAAUCUGUGCCUCAGCACGAUGAAGGGGUUGGUAAAAAGGAGGGUAUCCAUAGCCCUAAUCAAGGUUCUGCAUCUUUGGUCUCCAUAGAUACUAAAACUGAGCAACUGACCAGAACUGAUCUUAUUCAAUCCAAUGAUCUUGAACCGAAAAAGGAGGCAGCAAAAAGGGAUUCUAUGAUGUCCGAUGAGAUAGUUGCUUCCGAGUGUAGCGAACGUUCAAGUCCUGGACACAAGAAAACGAAGCAAAGGUUUAUCAAUAUCUUUGACCUACCAGAAGCCAUUGAGAUCCAAACUGUUAAUAGUGAGGAUUUAAAGACUAUUGACUCUGAUGCAACUCCAAAGAAAAUGAAAAAAAAGAAGCGGCAAGAAUUGGAGGUCAAGGCAUCAUUGAUGGAGACAACAGAACAAGUAGAACCACUGGGUACUGUUCAAGAGUUUGAGCAGCAAGCAGCUGAGGUGGUUCUGCCUAAAAAGUUAAAAAAGCAAAAGAAGAAAAAGGACAGAACUGAAACAUUUCAAGAAAAGGAGACGUCGAAAAUCACAACUAUAUCUGGACUUGGACUAAGUGACACAAAAACAUCAAAUACAACAAGCACUGAAAGUGAGACUAGAGGGAUUGGUGAGGAGGAAGGCGCUGGUGGUGCAGAACCAGAGAAGAAGAAGAAAAGGAAAGAGUUGGAAAUCGAUGGAUCAUGGUCGGGUUCUCAAGGCUUGGUAUACUCGCUCGAUACUGAACAGACAACGGCGUUAAAGGAAGCUUCAAGCAGUGGACAGAAACCUGAUGAAGGAAAUUCCACACAAAGUUUGGAAAUGUGGUUAACAUAUGACACCAUGGAGAAAAAGAAAAUAAGAGGAAAAAAGGUGAUGGUUCUCAAUGUAGCCAACAGGUACUGCAAUUGGAAGGUACCACACAGCCUGAAGAAAAGAAGAAGAAAAAGAAAAAAAGAUUGGUGGAUACAAGCACGGAAGUGCAUCACGAAAUCAUUGAACAUGCCGUUUGUCAGGAAAUUGGUUCUCAAUCAGAACUUUCAGAAGCGAUAAUUGAGAAAAAGAAGAAGAAGAAGAAGAAAAAAAAGAAUAGAAAGGACUCAUCGUGAUUGUGGUGAAGGAGAGAUUGGAUGUACCUGAAAGUAGAGGAACAAUUCAAGGUUUUGAUCACCUUCAAUGCUGAAAAGGACAGAAUUUGAAUUUCAGUGGAUGUGUUUUUGGUACAUAUUAAGAAGAAAUUAGAAAGGAGGAAAGUAAGAGACUUGAAUAGUGAUCUAGAGGACAUUGGACAUUUUUUUAUUGCUUUGUUUUUGUGGGUUUUUUUUGUUUUUUACUUCAAAAUGUAAAUUGUUUUAUACCUGCUAUAAAGCAUGAUUGUUUUAACAGAA